Molecule: messenger RNA, 1670 nt
Organism: Colias croceus (clouded yellow)
Lineage: Eukaryota; Metazoa; Arthropoda; Insecta; Lepidoptera; Pieridae
Product: methanethiol oxidase
Exons: 11
Coding region: 113-1531 (472 amino acids)
Molecular function (GO): selenium binding
Source: RefSeq, a predicted model, not a curated record
UAUAGAAAGAUCGUUUACCGUAAUCUUUGAGCGUCGUGUAUGUCAGUGAUCAUUCGACCGGUUAUUUAUCUGUCAGUUAUUUACUCGUGAGUGACAAAAUAUUGGAUAUAAAAUGUCUUGCUGCAAGGGUCCCGGGUACGCGACGCCAUUAGAUGCAUUUCACAAUGGCCCUAGAGAAGACCUUCUGUACGUGAUCUGUGUGCAGCCAGAUAAAACUAAACAAGACUACAUAUCUACUGUGGACGUGGAUCCCGAAUCUCCCACUUAUUCACAGGUAAUUCAUCGUACAUAUACCGGUACGAUAGAGGAUGAGUUACAUCACAGCGGCUGGAACGUCUGCUCAAGCUGCUUCGACAAGCCCGAGCUGAAGAGGGACAUGCUUGUGUGUCCAAGCCUUCAUUCUAGUAACGUUUUUGUGCUUAAUGUGGGGACUAAUCCUAGAAAACCGGAGCUUCAUAAGGUAAUCGAUGGCUCUGAAAUGAGGUCGUUCAACUGCAGUUUCCCGCACUCGGUACACUGCCUAGCGACCGGCGAAGUCAUGAUUUCGACUAUGGGCGAUAGGGAUGAAAAUGGGAAAGGCGAUUUUGUGCUCAUUGAUUCGAAGACGUUGAAAGUGACAGGUUCUUGGGCCAAAGGAGAAAAGAAAGCGAAAUUCGGAUAUGACUUUUGGUAUCAACCGUACCACGAUGUUAUGAUAGCCACCGAGUGGGGAUCACCAAAACAUUUCAAAUCAGGAUUCCAUCCAGAUGACCUGUCUAACCCGGAGAGAUAUGGGACAUGCUUGAAUUUUUACAAAUGGUCGACGCACGAGUUAAUACAAGUCAUAGAUUUAGGAAUAGAAGGGUGUGCACCCCUUGAGACUAGAUUUCUCCAUAAUCCUAAAGCCGCCGAGGGAUUUGUGGGGUGCGCGGUACAGGGGAAUGUGUACAGAUUCUACAAAAAUGAUACCGGAUUAUGGAGUGCUGAAAAAGUGAUCGAUGUUCCACCAAAAACUGUUUUGCGAGAUGGUGUCGAAAGCAAGAUUAAUGCUUUGAUAGGUGAUAUUCUUCUUUCCCUGGACGAUAAAUACCUUUAUCUAUCAUGCUGGUUGCACGGUGAUGUGAGACAGUACGACGUAUCUGACACAAAGAACCCAAAAUUGACUGGCCAAGUAUUCCUUGGCGGCCAAAUAGCAAACCACAAUUUGGAGGUCGUCGAUGAUAAAGAGUUGAAGGAGCCGUCAAAGCCUGUCACAAUAAAGGGUAAAAGGCUUUAUGGCAGCCCUCAAAUGUUACAACUAUCUCUGGAUGGAAAGCGCUUGUACGUCUCUUCGUCGCUUUAUUCUCCGUGGGACAAACAAUUCUACCCUCAAAUGGUUAAAGAGGGCGGGUGGAUUGUGAAGAUAAAUAUUGACAGGGAGAAUGGAGGAAUGAAGUUGGAUGAAGACUUUCUCGUUCAUUUUGGGAACGAACCUAAUGGUCCUGUGCUACCGCAUGAAAUAAGGUAUCCCGGCGGUGACUGCACCUCCGACAUAUGGCUUGCAAAAGACUAAACACGAGAACGCGUGCCAACAUUAUUUUUAUAUAAAAUCGUAUAAAUUUUCAUACAAUGUAAUCCAAUCAUGUAACCUAAUACAAUAAGAUCGUUUUGUAUAAAGUUUGAAAGCCAAAUACAAGUGUAAUAUUCCGUGA